AACGGCCCCGCUGCGCGCUCACGCUGCUUCCGGGGUUCCCGGGCCGGCGUUGCUCUGAGGCGGCUGCGCGCGCGCUGCGCCGGCUGUUCCCCGCCCAGAGGCGUGCUGGUCUCCCAGGGCCGCCUCAGCCAUGUGCUCGUUAGCGUCAGGCGCUACCGGCGCCGCGGAGGAGGAGGACCCGCCAGGCCUGUCCGACAGCGGAGAUGAGGCCAGCUGGGAGGAUGAGGACGACGCGGAUCUCCCCUACGCCGAGCAGCGGACCCCCUGCCUGUUCUGCGACAGGUUAUUUACAUCUGCUGAAGAAACAUUUUCACACUGUAAGUCGGAGCAUCAAUUUAGUAUUGAUAACAUGGUUCAUAAACAUGGACUUGAAUUUUAUGGAUACAUUAAACUGAUAAAUUUUAUUAGACUUAAGAAUCCUACAGUUGAAUAUAUGAACUCCAUAUAUAACCCAGUGCCUUGGGAGAAAGAAGAGUAUUUAAAGCCUGUAUUAGAAGAUGACCUUUUACUUCAAUUUGACGUAGAAGAUCUUUAUGAGCCGGUGUCAGCCCCAUUCUCCUAUCCCAAUGGGCUCAGUGAAAAUGCAUCUCUGAUUGAAAAAUUGAAGCACAUGGAAGCCAGGGCAUUAUCCGCUGAAGCUGCAUUGGCUGGAGCACGUGAGGACCUGCAAAAAAUGAAACAAUUUGCUCAGGAUUUUGUGAUGAACGCAGAUGUCAGGGCCUGCCCGUCAUCGACCACUGCCAGUGCAGACCCCCCGGAGGAUGAGGACGGCGUUUAUUUCAGCUCCUACGGGCAUUACGGGAUACACGAAGAGAUGCUCAAGGACAAAGUACGAACAGAAAGUUACCGAGAUUUUAUAUACCAAAACCCACAUAUCUUCAAAGACAAGGUAGUUUUGGAUGUUGGUUGUGGAACUGGAAUUCUCUCUAUGUUUGCUGCUAAAGCAGGGGCAAAGAAGGUUCUUGGAGUUGAUCAGUCUGAAAUACUUUACCAGGCAAUGGAUAUCAUAAGAUUAAAUAAACUUGAAGAUACUAUUACACUAAUAAAAGGAAAAAUUGAAGAAGUUCGUCUUCCUGUAGAAAAAGUGGAUGUUAUUAUAUCUGAGUGGAUGGGCUAUUUUCUUCUCUUUGAGUCUAUGUUAGAUUCUGUCCUUUAUGCAAAGAACAAAUACUUGGCAAAAGGAGGAUCGGUCUACCCUGAUAGUUGCACUAUCAGCCUUGUGGCAGUAAGUGAUAUGAAUAAGCAUGCUGAUAGAAUUGCUUUUUGGGAUGACGUCUAUGGCUUCAACAUGUCCUGCAUGAAGAAAGCAGUCAUUCCGGAGGCUGUGGUGGAUGUUUUAGAUCCAAAGACGCUUAUUUCAGACGCCUGUAGUGUUAAGCAUAUAGAUUGUCAUACAACGUCUGUCUCAGAUUUGGAAUUUUCUUCAGAUUUUACUCUAAAAAUCACAGAGACAUCAUUGUGCACGGCACUUGCUGGCUACUUUGAUAUAUAUUUUGAGAAGAAUUGCCACAACAAGGUUGUGUUUUCUACGGGCCCACUGAGCACCAAAACACACUGGAGACAAACAAUAUUUCUACUGGAAAAGCCAUUUUCAGUUAAAGCAGGUGAAGCCUUGAAGGGAAAGAUCACAGUGCACAAGAAUAAGAAAGAUCCACGUUCUCUCAUUGUGACCCUCACAUUGAACAAUGUAACUCAAACUUACGGUCUCCAGUAAAAAGGCUACAAAAGGCCAACUAAUUUGCAGCUUUUAUGGUUGGGGAGGGAUGGGCAGUGGUGGAGGAAGCUUAUGUGAACACAUGGAUGUUGAAUCUUUGAAUCUGAUAAUUCAGCUACGGAGGGAAUGAUCCUCGUGAUCCACCUCUGUAAUCACAUUUUUGAAAGUCUGGUCAAUGAGAUUUAACAAAAUGUAAUCCUUGUGUUGGGUUCAGCUGUACUGAAAGUCGUUCAAAUUGGCCUAAAUUUGGAACAGAGUAUAAUGUUUUGUUGUUUUUAAUAAUUUCUUACUAUAAAUUUUAACCACUAGUAAUUGAUUGUUACUUGGAUAAUGUUUUAUGAAGCUAGUAACUGUGCACAAGGUAUUAUGCAUUUUGUUGAAAAUUUCCUUUCUGAGAAAUAGUUUUAAUUGUAUCUGCUAGAAUAUCAGGGUAUUAUAGAGCAAGUGCAAGGGGCUAAAUGUGGAAGAGACCAUAUAAACUGUAUUUGAAGACAGCUUAGUUGAUUGUUGUAUAAUUCUGUUGUCAUUUUUUAGCUUCUUCUCUCUUUGCAAAUAUUCUUCAGUCAUAUAGUUUUCUACUACUGCCCAGGACAUCUAGUUUCAAUACAUUUGCCCUAGAUUUCAAAAAAAUUUUUAAAGAUUGGGAUAAAUAUGUAUUUAUUUACUAAUACUUUUUUCAAACAAUUUAUGUACAAAGUUAAACAUGUAACUGUUAAUAUACUUUUAUCAUUCUAUGCAGUUGUGUCAUUUACAAUUAUUGACCCAGUGUGAAAUGCAGAAAACAUUCAAAUAAACGUAUACAACAGCCAUUAGUAUUAUAAAGUGACAUUUCCACAUACCAAAGCCUUGUACAAAAUUAGAAGCAUUUAAAACAAGUCUUAGCAAAGCAAUCAUUUUUAAGAAAAUAGGAAUGUUAAGGAGAGGUGGAUCACAUGGUUCAUUUCCAUUCAUCAGCUGGUUCAUGUUCACAAGACACACACAAAGCAGCAUAGCAUUGUGUUGGGAAGCAUGAAUUCCAGAGCCAGUUCAAGCCUUGGCUGCAGCUCUUCCUUGCUGUGUGAUCAUAGGUUCCUUAACCUCUCUCUCCCUCCAUAAAUGUGCCAGUUCAUCAGCUGAUACAUUUCAACUACUGAAAUGUAACUGAUACAGUUCAACAACUUCUAUGUGCCUGGCACAUAGAAAACACUUAGUCCAUGCUCAGUGAUAUCAUCAUCAUCAUACAGUCAAGGACCCCUGCCAAAGACUGUAGUGGCAUCUACAUUAGAUCAGUUUGAGAAUUGUCAGCCUUAUGAGAUACUACCAUAGCUUGUGAGUGAGUGGGAAGAUUGCAAGAGAAUUUAAUAUUUAUUUAGCAAAAAAAAAUGCAUCAGGAAGAAACUGCCUUUUGGUCUUCAGUAGAAAACUGGACUUCCAGCAAUAGGAAAAAUAGCCCCUUCAAGCGAUGAUAUUUCAAACCUUAAUGUAAGUCUUCCUUCCUCGUAAGCAUGGUUUCUUUUUUCACUGAGCCAAACUAGUCAACUUGUUUUCACCAUGGAUUUUGGAUUCUGGCCACUACUGGAAAUGUAUACUGCUGCUAAUACAGCUCAAAAUACUUUAAAUUUCUGUCUAGGGUGUUUCAUGUAGCAAUUUGAGUAAUGGGAUGAUGGAUCAAAAGUAAGAUUUACCAUUAAUUUUUAAAAAUUUUAAUUGCGUAUAAUUGCUUUACAAUGUUGUGUUAGUUUCUGCUGUACAAGAAUGUGAAUCGGCUCUCUAUAUAUCUAUCUUCUCCCUCCUGAACCUCCUUUCCACCCCCCGUGCCCCUCCACUGGGUCAUCACAGAGCACCGAGCUGAGCUCCUGGUACUUACACAGGAGCUUCCCACUAGCUGUCUAGUGGUCAUAUAUAUAUAUGUCAGAUUUACCAUAUAUGAAAAUUUACCACUAAAUUUUUAAAGUAACCCAAAAACAUGUAAUUUUUUUAAUUUGUUUUUCUUUUUUACAAGUGUAAAACAAGUAUUUUUUGCUAUUUAAAAAAGUACUUCUCAAAAAUGAUUUCUCAUUAAAAGUCUUGUUUGAUUUUCAGGGGAUUUUCAGCCAGUGUCUCUUUUGAUAUUCUCCUCCUGGUUAGCCUCCCCAGGCUGGAACAUCCUACUUUGUGUACCUGAACAUUUUCUGAGAUGUGAGAGUCUGAAUAUUAGCUCUUUGGUUAGAAUUUCAGCCAUUAAACUGCUAUAGAAAAUAUACUUCAUAGCUCUUUAUAGUGAUAAAUACAGCGUUCUCUCCUGCUGUGGCAGAUGGGCACUUAGGGAUAGCAGUGUGUUCUGUCCCAAGAAUCUUAUUCCCAUUAAGAAAAUACAUUUUCUUCCUAUUUUCCUUUGUGAAAACUAAUGUUAUAUAUAAUGUGUGGGGUUCGUCCAAGGUUAAUAGUCAUCUCUUGUUCGGUAGAGCAAUAUUUUCUAAACAGAGCACUUUGGAAGAAGUGUUCCAAGAAAAUAACUGCAGGUGUACGGCAUUGCAUAGACAAGGUGGUCCAGUGAGACCUAAAUGCUGGGAACACACUUCAGCGUGAAUCAGGGAGCUGUCAGAUAACUUGGCAAUAAUUCCUUUUUGUGGAGGUGCAUAAGUAAUACUGGCUCUGUCAAGUUUUUUUCUUUCUUAUCACUUAAUCUAGAUUAUAGUCUGGUUCACCUGUGUCUUUCAGCUUUCUACCCCUAUCACUUCUUAGAAUGGAAUAUUUAGAAUGUAUUGUGUGACCUUAUGGAUUUGAGAUCACACAUACUAAUCUCACUGAUCAUGCUAUCAAGCAGAGGAAGUAAGGUGACAGUGCUGCCAAGGGCAUUCAGCAGGAAAAACUAAAGCAGGAUGGGGCACUGCUUAGCUUCUGCUGGCCAUAUAUUAAGCUGCUGAACCCUAGCAAAUCUAAACGUCCAGGUAUUCAGACUUUUUCUGUGUAGUGACAUAUCUCAAAAUGCAUGUCUCUUAUGCAGUUACUAUCAUGGAGUUUCAGCCUGUUACGAAAGGCUAGGUAAGUAAGAUAGAGCUGAAGUCAAUUGUUGUCUACUAUUAGAUUUGGGGAACUACAGGCCAGAGCUAACUCCACCACAGUGCUCAUUUUGGUAAAUAAAAUUUUACUGAACCUGAGAUAGGCAAUAUUUUGGAAAUCAUAUUUCUUCAUAUGACUCACAGCUAUGACAGAGAAGAUACAAUAAGUUAUAGCUUAUAAGAACUAUUUCUUAAAAUACGGAGACCUUCCAUUUAUGAAGACAUUGAGGAUUGACCAAGACGUACCUAAAAUUACAGUAUUAAUAUUUAUGAGACUGAUGUCUUAAAAGACUAGAGAAAUGGGCAAAUUUUCACAGAGAUGGUUGAAUCUUACCCACAAGCUGCAAGCAGAGGCAGCUAAUGAAUGACUUCUGAGCCUAAAAGAAAGAAUUUGCAUGCAGCUCAUUAACCUCUGGGUUUUUAAGAGACUUAGGGCCCAAAACUGUCAACCUUAGGAAAGACAGUUGGGGGAAUAGCCUUAUAUCAGUGCUUUUCAACAUGCCCUCAGGGCUCCUCGAUGCCUUCCUUGCUUGCUCUUAGCCUAAAAUGUGGUGUUGCUUUUGUGCUAAGGUACUGGGCAUCCUGGGAAGGUAUGUGAAGUCCCUUCCCAGCUAUCAGAUAAGGCCAUGUUGCAUUUUUUAAUUAAAUUUUUUAUAUUUUUUUUAUAUUAAAAUUAUAUUUUUUAUAUUUUUUUAUAUUAAAAUUUUUAUAUUUAUUUUUGGUUGCACUGGGUCUUCGUUGCUGUUCGUGGGCCUUCUCUAGUUUCAGUGCGCGGGGGCUGCUCUUUGUUGUGGCGUGCAGGCUUCUCUUGUGGACCGCAGGCUGUAGGUGUGCCGGCUUCAGUACUUGCAGUGUGCGUGCUCAGUAGUUGGGGCACACGGACUUAGUUGCUCCUCAGCAUGUGAAAUCUCGGACCAGGAACUGAGCCCACGUCCCUGUGUUGGAAGGUGGAUUCUUAAUCACUGGGCCAACCAGGGAAACCCAAAGCCAUGUUGCUUUUUGAGUAUAUGUGUUUUUAAUGAUCUUGUGUCUGUUUCCUUGCCGAAAGGGUAAACUUUUCCAUGCAGAGUGAUGAAAUAUGGUUAAGAUUCAUUUACAUCUAGAGUAUAGUUAAAUACAUACAUAAAGCUUGUCUAUAACUGAGUUAUUUAAGGUAAUCAACAGUAGUCGAAACCUCAUUCUUCCAGCUCAAGUCCUUGUUUCCUAUUUUACCAAGAAAAUAAAGCCAGUCUGAGGAGGACUUAACAGGUUUCCAUACCAUACUCCCCAACCAACCUUGAUGCGCAUGUACGGGUUUCCCACUGAGUGAACUUUGACCACUUCUGGCCAAGCCAGCUGCUCGCCCUGUGCCUCACAGGCCGCUCCCUCAGUCACUCAGAUCCUCCUUCAACAUGUCUUCUGUGUCACCAGGUUUUCCCUCUGCUGCUCCAUGAUCAGCAUGAAACUGAAAAGUGUUACUCAGUCUUGUCCAGUCCUUUGCAACCCCAUGGAUUGCAGCCCACCAGUAUCCUCUGUCCAUGGGACUUCCCAAGCAAGGAAACCGGAGUGGAUUGCCAUUCUCUUCUCCAAGGGGAUCUUCCUGACCCAGAGAUCGAACCCGGGUGUCCUGCCUUGCAGGCAGAUUCUUUACUGUCUGAGCCAUUGUCCAGAUAUGACCAGUAUUUAGAAAGGAUAUUGUUUCUCCUACAGUUAAAAAAAAUUCAACUCCCACUCUACCUCCCAUUGUUGUCACAGUUCUACCUUCCCUUUACAUUGAGACUACACAGAAAGGAUUCAGUGUUCACUGUUUUCUGUCCUCCCCAUUAUUUUAAACAACUAUAAAGAGUUGGACCAUAUAGAAGUCUGAGCACUGAGGAAUGGAUGCUUUGGACUGUUGUGCUGGAGAAGACUCUUGAGAAUCUCUUGGACAGCAAGGAGAUCAAACCAGCCAAUCCUAAAGGAAACCAACCCUGAAUAUUCAUUGGAAGUUUUGAUGUGGAAGCUUCAACUCUUUGGCCACCUGAUGCAAAGAGCCAACUCAUUGGAAAAGACCCUGAUGCUGGGAACAACUGAGGGCAGGAAGAGAAGGGGGCAACAGAGGAUGAGGUGGUGGAAUGGCAUCACCGACUCAAUAGACUUGAGUCUGAGCAAGCUCCAGUAGAUAGUGAAGGACAGGGAAACCUGUCAUGCUGCAGUUCAUGGAGUUGCAAAGAGUCGAACGUGACCUAGCAACUGAACAACAAAUUGAGGUAUAUGUAUGAUAAAAUGUACAAGCUCCAAGUGUAUGGAAAAUGAGUUUUAAUAAAUGUCUGCCUAUAAUCAGCACCCCUAUUAAUAGUUUAAAAAUUUCCUAAGUACCAAAAAGUUGUGCCACUUUGCAGUCAACACUUAUCCUCACUCCCCUCCCUAGGCAAACACUAAUCUGAUUUCUAUCAAUAUAAAUUUGUUUUGCCUGGUUUAGUACUUCCUAUAAAUAGAAUCAUGUAGUAUGUACUUUAAUUUCCAGCAUAGUCUUUUUUGUUUCAUCUACGUUGAUGUGUGUCCAUAGUAUGUUUUUUUAGUACUGGAUAUUCCACCUUAUAAAUGGAAUUCUGCUCUUUUGCUUAUCCAUUCAUCUGUUGGCGAACACUUGGAUUGUUUCCAGGUUGUAGGUGUUGUGAAUAAAGCUACUGUGAACAUUUGUGUGCCACUCUUUGCUUGAGCCCACCUUCACCAGGACUUUUGCCUCCACAGCUCCCUUGAAACUACUCUUAUCAAAGUCACCAGUGAACUGCAUGUUGCCAAUUUCAUCCAGUUAGCUUGUGAUCAGUUUUCAGCCCUGGUUUUACUUGCCCCAGCAGUAGUACUCAAUGCAGAUGGUCACCCUUCAGGAAACAUUUAGCUUGGCUCCCCCACGCUCCUCCUUCCUUCUUGGCCACUCUUCAGUUUCCUUCGUUGGCUUUUUCUCUCCUUUUCACCUUUUACGUUGGCAUCUUAGUCUUGGAAUUGUUUUUCUUUCCAUCUUCCCUCCCUCGGUGAUUUCAUCCAGACUUAUGGUUGUAAAUACCAAGACACUGAUGAUUCCUAAAACUAUCACCAUGGCAGUCUAUAUCCAACUUCUCACAUAACAUGUCUAUAUAGAUGCCUCCUGGGCAUCUCCAAAUUAACAUUCAAAACUGAAUUUCUGAUCUUCUCCAAACCCUGGUAUUUUCCUCCAUCUCACUAGGACAGAAAACAGACACAUCCUUGACCCCUUUCUUUCACUCCACAUCCAAUUUAGGCAGCAAGUCUUUUUUUUUUUUUUUUCUUUUCAAUUACUUUUAUUAGUUGGAGGCUAAUUACUUCACAACAUUGCAGUGGGUUUUGUCAUACAUUGACAUGAAUCAGCCAUGGAGUUACAUGUAUUCCCCAUCCCGAUCCCCCCUCCCACCUCCCUCUCCACCCGAUUCCUCUGGGUCUUCCCGGUGCAUCAGGCCCGAGCACUUGUCUCAUGCAUCCCACCUGGACUGGUGAUCUGUUUCACUAUAGAUAAUAUACAUGCUGUUCUCUCGAAACAGCCCACCCUCGCCUUCUCCCACAGAGUUCAAAAGUCUGUUCUGUACUUCUGUGUCUCUUUUUCUGUUUUGCAUAUAGGGUUAUCAUUACCAUCUUUCUAAAUUCCAUAUAUAUGUGUUAGUAUGCUGUAAUGAUCUUUAUCUUUCUGGCUUACUUCAUUCUGUAUAAUGGGCUCCAGUUUCAUCCAUCUCAUUAGAACUGAUUCAAAUGAAUUCUUUUUAACGGCUGAGUAAUAUUCCAUGGUGUAUAUGUACCACAGCUUCCUUAUCCAUUUGUCUGUUGAUGGGCAUCUAGGUUGCUUCCAUGUCCUGGCUAUUAUAAACAGUUAGGCAACAGGUCUUACAGAACCUGCCUUCAAAAUAUGUCCAGAACCAAAUAGGCCUCACUACACCACGCUGGUCCAAGCUGCCAUCAUGUUUCACCUCGAUCACUGGUUCUCAAACUUUGCAGUAGUACUAAGGUAUUGUUUGCCUUUUUCACUGUAUUCAUAUUUACACCAAUGGUACAAAAGCAACCAGGGAUAAAAUUGCUGGCUCUAGCACAGAUCAAGGCACCAAACUAUAUGAAUAAUCAUUGUAUUCUUCACUGCCAUAUACUCUAUUUAAAAUGUCCUCAAUGAAAAAAAAACACAAAUUAUAUUAAAUCUUGCCCCUUGAGUACUCAUCUUGUUAAUAUUCUGUAUGAUAUGCUAAUAAAGCACUUUUAUUGCAUAUGACAGUAACAGUAUCUGUCUCCGGGGAAGCAUUUGUGUGACUGAGUUGGGAGCUGAUCUGGCCACUUUUUUAAUGAAACAUUUUUACUUGGAAAGAAAACUAUGACAGACAUUGUCCUGGAAAGAAAAAAAAUGACAUCACUUCAAGUGAAGACAACUGAUAGAAUUUGUUUCUAGUUUCCAGUUUUUAAGCUAAAGUUAGAAUUUUGGAAAGUAUGUAUCCAUCACCAAGGGCUUGACAACUUCCCAGUUCUUUCAGACUGAGGUAAAUGAGAGAAGGGAGGUCAACCUUCCUCUACCACUUGAAGUUCUCAACUGAGACCUCUGUAACAAAAGACAGAUUAACAAGAGAAAAGCACAUGGAUAUAUUUAAUAGAAGUUUUUAUGUGACACACAAGCCUUCACAAGGAAGUGAAUGAAGACCUGAAGAAAAAAAUCCAAGUGGUUUUAUGUUAGGCUGGAUGAAGAGUGGAAGGUCUUGAGAAGACAUCACAGGACAAAGAUGAGCUGAGCUUAGGAGACGGGGACACUCCUGACUGAUCGGGUUCCUCCUGGUAUCCCAGUGUCUUCGGAGGUAAGAAUGUGCAUUUCCUCUGGGCACUGGGAGCGCACCUCUCACAUGAGGGUGUUAUGACCUGCUUCAGGGGAAGCCUAGGAAGUCCUUCCUGAAGAUGGAAGAAAUCACCAGAACAAAUCUACGUUUAUUCUAACGGCCUUUGUUGGACACUGUAGGUUUCAGUACACCUGUUAACUGAGAAGCAACAAGUCAAGCAGACAAGCAAAUAGAAAAAAAAGACUCUUACCCUCACGUGCCAUCUCUCAGAUUUCUUCAGCUUGAAAUACUCAUUAUGCCAAGGUGUCAUAUUUGGAGGUCACAUAGGGUGAACCAGUAACUGGUGUAAUAACUGAUUUUUGAUGCUAUAUAAUAAAACAUGUCAAUCUUGGAAGAUCUGCAUGAUUCAAUGAGCUAAAAGUAUACCCUCCACCAGCACCAAAUUGCAUAAUGUUAACAAAUAUUCUUUCAAAGGAUAAACUAUUGGUCCUGUUUGGCUUUAGUAUUGAAGAUUAUAUUAGGCUAUAGGGAAGAUCCCCUGGAGGAGGAAAUGACACUCCACUCCAGUAUCCUUGCCUGGAGAAUCCCAUUGGACAGAGGAGCCUUGUGGGCUACAGCCCAUGGGGUCACAAAGAGUUGGACACAACUGAGUGUCUAGGCACAUAGCACAUAUUUUCUUCAUGUACUUCAACCAAAACAGUGUAUCAUAGCAGACCGAAUGCAGAAGACACAAUGAUAAUCCAGCUGUGUGCUAUUCUAAACCUGAUAAUGGAGAUUUGUAAACAUGUUAUAUAGUACCACUCUUGUCAUUACUAUUUUGAAAAAGUUAUUUUCAUUAAAAAAUGUUAUUCCUGUCAA
Messenger RNA from Dama dama (fallow deer), 10370 nucleotides. It is a transcript of the gene PRMT3, whose product is annotated as protein arginine methyltransferase 3. The transcript has 16 exons. The record is from RefSeq and is a predicted model, not a curated record. Gene Ontology annotation, biological process: peptidyl-arginine methylation. Lineage: Eukaryota; Metazoa; Chordata; Mammalia; Artiodactyla; Cervidae. Bases 131 to 1714 code for a protein of 527 amino acids. Gene Ontology annotation, cellular component: nucleus. Gene Ontology annotation, molecular function: protein-arginine N-methyltransferase activity.